UAGCAUCUCUGCUAGCCCAUGGUUGGUGGAGUUGUCAGUUAUUGACAUGGAUUAAAGGGACUAUGAGUGUUAUUUUUCACAUGGCAGUGCUGUGGAAAAGUAAUUUAUCCGUCGGUUACAUGAAUGGAAUAAACCCUUGUUGUCGGCUUCAUCGGAACAGAGAAAGAAGAGAGAAGGUGAGCAGUGACCAUGGAGACUAUAUUUCACUCUCUCUUCACCACAGCUGGCCAGCUGCCUUGGUUGGUUCUGACUCUGUUUACAUUGUGGACAGUCUUGUGUUCAGCAGAUGUAAAGCAGACAAGACGGCCAUUAUAUUCCCAGAAGCCAGUUCUUCUUACAUGGAAUGCCCCAACACAGGAGUGUGCCCCGCGACAUCGUGUAACUUUAUCUCUGGACCAGUUUGACAUUGUGGCAUCGCCCAAUGAGGGCUUUGUCCGGCAGAAUCUCACUAUUUUCUAUAAGGAGCGUCUCGGGUUGUAUCCCUAUUAUGAGCGUGGUGGCAUCGCAGUGAAUGGAGGUCUUCCACAGGUUGCCAGCCUUACUCAGCACUAUGAAAAAAUGCCUGAAGGUGUGCAGAAAUACAUACGUGAGUCAGAGGCAAAAGGUUUGGCUGUGAUUGACUGGGAGGAGUGGCGCCCACUGUGGAUCCGAAAUUGGAAUAUUAAAGAUAUCUAUCGAAGUAAAUCCCGUGAAAUGGUGGCCAAAAAGAAUCCUAAGUGGACCCCAGAACAAGUGGGAAUAGUUGCACAGCAGGAAUUUGAGCUAUCAGCUCGCAAAUUUAUGCUGGAGACUCUAAAACUUGCCAAGAAUCUGAGGCCCAAUCAACUGUGGGGCUUCUACCUGUUUCCAGAUUGUUACAACCAUGACUACAGGAAUAGCCUGAAGAACUACACAGGCCGCUGCCCUGUUGUGGAGAUGGCCCGCAACGAUCAACUAAAUUGGUUGUGGAUGGAAUGUACAGCAUUCUUCCCGUCUAUAUACAUGGAUAUUGUACUGGAGUCUACAAAUUAUGGGCAUCUCUUUGUCCGAAACAGGGUGAAGGAAGCGAUGCGUCUGGCAUCUGUUGGGGACGGAUUAGCACGUCCUGUUUUUGUUUAUACCAGACCUACUUACAUUAAUAAGAUGACCCUCCUAACUGAGACAGAUCUGGUCUCCACCAUUGGUGAGAGUGUUGCACUUGGAGCUGCAGGUGUAAUCUUCUGGGGGGACACCUCCUAUGCAAGCAGCAAUACCAGCUGCUCCAUCCUAAAUGAGUAUCUUCGGGGACCGCUGGGCAGGUACCUGCUCAAUGUGUCCACGGCAGCAGAGCAGUGCAGUCAGGUGGUGUGUAAAUCCCACGGCCGCUGUCUUCGCAGAGUACCAGACAGCGAUAUGUACCUGCAUCUCAGCCCCUUAACACACAGCAUCACCAGUCAGGGUGGCCAGCUGAAGGUUACAGGAGUGCCUGGCCAAGCUGAGCUGGCUCUUUUCCGCACACAUUUCCAAUGCCAGUGCUACCAAGGGUACAGGGGUGAGGCUUGUGCUCAGAAAGAAAAAGGGCAGAAUAGAGCCUCCUCUGUCUUAGGGACCUGGCCUCUUUGCCUUUUACUCCCACUAGUACUCCUCACUCUGCUACACUGAGGAAACAGAGAAGCCCAAACUAUUCACUGCUUCUGCCAGCCCUGAAAAGGACAGUUCAAACUUUUUGACUUAAAGGUAGUAGGUUACCGUGCACUAGUAAUAGUGAUGCACUGACAGCAAAAGUCCUCAGUCCUGUCAUCAGACAUCCCCUAGUAUGACAGGACAUUUUUAUCCCAGCACACAAGCCCAUCUAAAAGGAAUAUUUUUGUCUGAAAAGCUGCACUGGGAGAUCUCCAACCUCAGGACUGCCUCCUGGAACUAAUAUCCAUCCAUUAAUAUUGCAACUGAUUGUUAACUUACAUCAAAUGAUGUCAAAAAUCAGAACUGUCUUUUAAAGGCCUUUGCCAUGCUCCAUGCUGGCCCUGACCUCCAGGUUGGAUUGUCCACACAGAGAAAUGCCUUAUGAAAUUUAGAAAGUUUUUUUAAAUUUUUUUUAUUAUUAUUGCCAGCCGCGACAGCACCUUGUGAAUCUGUGUGUGUGUGCAUCAUAAUGGCAGAGUACUUUGGCUGGUCUUAAUAUGUCUGUGGACAGAUUUUGUCAGAGAUAGAAACUAAACAUGCACAAUACAGUCAAGAAACUUUACGGAUGUGUAGUAGUGAUCUAAAUGAAGGCCGAGUUCAAACACGGGUGUGGUCUGACCCUUGAGUGGUGAGUAGUCAUGUAAUGUAGUAAUAAUUACUGACUAGUCAUUUAAUAGUGGAGUAACGACUACUGAUGGGUGGGAACAUCAACAUGGCGAUGGGUAUUGUGGCUGGAGUGAUCUCAUUGUAAGAUGGUCUCUAGUCUAUGUUUUGUUUUAUGAUGGACACAACAAUAGAACAACAUGACAUUUAAGCAAAGGUUUGGGAGUAAGGUACAUUGAUGCCGAUCGAUCAACAGUAUUAAGUUGUUGGUGCGUUACAACAAAAUGGUACUUUUAGGUAUUGUGCAUUGCCAUAUUGCUGCCUAAUAGUUUGUAUCUCUUGAUGAAUCAAGCUCUUAAGUGUUAUGAUCUAUAACCUUAUAACUAACAUAUAAAUAGAGCUAUAUGCCAGAAGUGAUCAAUUAUGGUAAAUACAGUCUUAAAUCUCUUUGGUUAUCUUUGGCUUAUAGACACUACAUGGCUGAUCCUUCUGUUUCAGUUCAGAAAUGUGCCUUAACUGGGCUACAAAGUGCUCUUUUGUUCUUCUACAGUUGGUUUUGUGUACAGGUUGUGAUUAUUGUGGAUUUUUCAGUAGUGCUCAUCUCAGCCCUCUUCUGGGCACAGUGCUUUAUGAUGCUAUUAACUCCACAAUGUCUACCAGGCUUGAAGAGAUCGGUAAAGACAAGCAGAGAAGACAAAUAUUACUAUUUGUUUGAUACAAAUGGUAUUCUCUAAUUUAUGUGGAUUUCACGAUGAAAAUAUGUCAUGUUAAAAAAAGUUAAAGUUUUGAGAAUCCAGGUAAUGUAACUUUUGCCAAAUUUUUGUUAAUGCUCUAGAAGACAGACUGGCUUGUUCCAAAUAUACUGGUAUUGAUGGUUAUUUUGGCUGAUAAGAAACAAGAAAUGUUAAAAAUAUGUUUAUUUUUACAUUAACAAAUGUCUUGGCUGCAAAUUCUUAAGUAACCAAAGUAAAGAAUUCUUUUGAAAAUGUUUGUAUUUAUGUUUUUUAAACACUAAGAUAUCUAUAUCAACCUCAGUUAUCCAGUAUUGGCUGAGUUCUAUACAUUAUAACCAGUUUUAAUUUUUUUAGCGUGUAGUUUGACUUGCUUGCAUUGCAGCUUGUGUUGGACUCCUGCCAAUGACACUGUUCAUAGCAACUACUGUAGGUACAUCUUCAGACUAGUAGAGUAAAUAUAUUUGCUAGACCAAAGGUAGCUGAGUCGUUUCAUAUUUAUAAAGUAGUCUCUGAAUUUAUUCUAUAUGGAAGUGCUCAAAAAGGUGUUUAGGUACCUAAAAUUAUUGAGGAGUGAGCAGGAGUAGGUUUUGUUAUUUUUCACUAACUGGAAAAUGAAGAGUCACAGAACCAGUAUUGCAAUAGAACAUUUUAUGUAGCUGAACUUAUGAAAUUCUGCACUUUAACCAAUUUUCUGUUCAGAUGGCUCUGGUUUUCAUGUUCUCAUGUAUAUGAGAUGAAAUUGUUAUUUUGCUGGAUUCAGACGCCUCUAAUCAUACAGUCAGUACAUUACUGUGUAUUAUGAUGUUCUUCCAUUUAAUGUGUCAUGUUAGAGAUGCGUUUACUGUGAAUCUUAUCUGAACAGAAAUGUGUGCUUCUAUGAUUGUUAAUCUUCCUUGGCUAAAAUUAUCUAAUGGUUUAUAUGACAUUAUCUGUAAACACGAUUUGUUAGAGCAAAGAGUGCUUAACUGAUUAAUCAGAUUAAACACAGUAACACUAGUUUCUGUGGUAUCAAGACAGAAGAAUGAUAUUACCCUUGUAUAAUGCUGAUGAUUUUUCCCCACAGUACUUAGGUGACAAGUUAAUACCAAGGAUUUCUCUUUACAUUUUAAUAGGAGGCUAAAAAUUUAUACAUAAAGGUAAAGGAAGAAGUGCUUUAAGGGGCCAUACUGAUGGUUUUUUUGCAUGUUUUAGCCUUUUUACUACAAGUAUGUUAGGUACAUAUUGCCAACUAUUUUUACUGGGAUAGUGUUUUCAACUUUGAAUUUGCACUAACCAUCUUCUCUUAUAUGUACUACAUAAUAAUGCAUAGAUAACCUUAAAAUAAACUUAAAUACACACCAGUCAGAAAUAAUAUAACAUCUGUAACUGAAGUAAAACAUGCAAAAACCAGUCUGGUUCUUUUAAGGCUUGUUUAAUAUAUUAGGAAUUCUUCUGAAUAUUAUUUUUGAAAGGAUGGAGCCUUACAGAAUAACAUUCAUUCUGAAAUAUUCAGCCUAAGUAUCAGUACAAAAUUGUCUAAAAAGGUUGAUGGAUAAUACUAUGUUAAAGCACCAGUUUCAUUGUGCAUAUGUUUAUGUUUAACAUGAUGUCGUCUUGUUCAUUCCACAACCUCAGAUUGAACUGUUGUACCAUUCCACCUCUCCAUUGUAGAAGUAGCCUGUUUUAGUUUUAAUAAGAAAAAUACCUUAAUUUAAAAGCCUUAUUUUGCCAAAGUGUAUUGAUGUUAUUGUUUUAAACCAAACUGGAGAAAAAUCAAUGGGUUUUGUAUUUAAAAAUAUUUCAUAUUCACCUUUUACAUCCAAGAAUUUCAAUAUUAAAAAAGAAUUUUGCAA
Seriola aureovittata is the source of this 4810-nucleotide messenger RNA. It is a transcript of the gene hyal2b, whose product is annotated as hyaluronidase 2b. The record is from RefSeq and is a predicted model, not a curated record. Lineage: Eukaryota; Metazoa; Chordata; Actinopteri; Carangiformes; Carangidae. Bases 190 to 1620 code for a protein of 476 amino acids. Gene Ontology annotation, molecular function: hyaluronoglucuronidase activity; hyalurononglucosaminidase activity. Gene Ontology annotation, biological process: hyaluronan catabolic process; carbohydrate metabolic process. The transcript is spliced from 4 exons.